GCUGGUAAAUGUAGUCACCAGAAGCGUCAAAAAUGGUGGAUGUUCAGCCUCCGCCUUUCCGAACCCUGGACGAUUUUCUUCUGGGUUCGGCCCGAUUCUCAGUGCCUGAUGUCCGUAACUUAGAUCGGUGGAAUAACCGGAUCAUUAACAACCUGCUGUAUUACCAGUCGAACUAUUUUGCCUCCGCCGUGGCAUUUCUGGUUAUAGUCGGGUAUUUCCAACCGCUCCAGCUGAUCCUUGGGGCAACAGUUGUGAUCCUGCUGUUUUUUGGGUUUGUCUGGGCGGCUGAAAACAAGGCCGUAAUCCGACGAUUCCGGAGGAACCAUCCAUCGCUCUCCCUGGCUGCAAUUUUGGGCUCCAGCUACCUUCUUCUGUCUGUUUUAGGAGGGGUAGCUGUUUUCCUCUUUGGCAUUGCCUUCCCCAUUUUAAUGAUCCUUAUCCAUGCUUCAGUGAGACUCCGAAGCCUUAAGAAUAAACUGGAGAAUAAGUUGGAGAGUAUAGGAUUGAAGAGGACUCCUAUGGGCCUGCUGCUGGAAGCACUGGGACAGGAACAAGAGGCUGGAUCAUAGCUGUGUUUACUAUUGCCUAACUGUGCUGUCGCUCACCCCUUCUAUUCUAGGAGCUUCUUACAUGUCUAAAAUGUAUAUGAAAACAGAUAUUGGCAAAACAUGUAUGGCAUAUUGCUAAAGCCUUUCAAAAAUGCAGGAAGGGCACAGUGGACAGGAUAAAAUUUUACAAUGCAGUAUAUGAAAGAUUGCCGAAGUAAAAAGAGAGAUUACAGAAUCAGGUGUGUAUAACUAUUAGGUGUCCAAAUAUAAAAACAGCAAUAUAAUGCUUUGUAAAUAGGAUGUAGUGUUAUUCAGUUGACUUUUUUAUUUGAGUAACAGUCCAUUAUUACUCCAUUUAAUUGUGCCUGCACUUUUAUUCCAUCCCUAAAUGUGUUUUCUGUGAGGAACGCUUCAUUUUGUGAAUUGUGUUUGAAGGAUAUCUGAAGAGAGUGUCUUAUUUGCCUAUUCGUUACAUGACCAAAUAUUAUUUUUACUGAUUGUUCUGAUUUAUUUACAACGAAGUUGUGCUAUGCCAUAAGCUGUGUUUGCACAAGUGCCAAGGUAAAUACUUCUCAGUUAUUGCAACAUAAAAUAGCGACCAAGAAUAUUCAUUAUGUUUCCAUUUGCAUCACAAAUUGGCAUUGUUGCAGAAAAUGUCUGAUCUCAUUUUAAGGAGAGAUACAAACUGUAGCCAUAGACAGAAAUGUUCUAAUAAA
Molecule: messenger RNA, 1264 nt
Organism: Labeo rohita (rohu)
Lineage: Eukaryota; Metazoa; Chordata; Actinopteri; Cypriniformes; Cyprinidae
Gene: praf2
Product: PRA1 domain family, member 2
Exons: 3
Coding region: 33-569 (178 amino acids)
Cellular component (GO): membrane
Source: RefSeq, a predicted model, not a curated record